GCAAGACUCCUGCGGACAUAGCGGCAAGUACAGACGUUCCAAACUGGUACCAGACUGAUAAAGAUUGCGUCCUGGAGGGAAGAAAGAAGAUCCUCGAACUUGUUGCAGCAGAAAAGGCCGGCUGCCCUUACAUGCACAAGCUCAACGUGGGUCCUGAAGGAGGCAAACUGCAAACUCCAUUUUGCACCGUCACUAUAUCACGUGGCGCCGUUACCAUGGAAACAGAAAUCACCUGUCAGGUCAUCGACCCCAAUGACGUCACCCUCCCCCUGAAGGACGGAGAGAUGUUAGUGAGUGACAUCAUAGAGCUGGGUCCGCACGGGACAACCUUCCACCAACCUGUCACUGUGCAGAGGCAGUACAACAACGCGUCGUUAGGUGACGCUAUGGAAGCUGCCGUGUGGGUUUCUGAGGACAGGUCCCAAUGGACCGAACUAAAAACCACUAAACUGAGCAAAGAUACGAUUGCCGUAUCAGUGGACCACUUCUCCAUGUUUGCCGUCAUCAGUCAACCUAAACAGGACCAAUUUCAUGUGCCAACAGAAGGGCUCACUAUGACGUCAUCAACGCAGCCUGCGGUACAAAUCAGCUUCCCGGAACAGGCUGUGAACACACCAACGCAAGUCACAGUACAGGUGCAGGAAGUUCCUAAACGAGCAGUUGAAGACAUGAACGCAAAAGACCAGUCUUCCCGUGGGCUUCUAGGCACCAGCCCGAUAGUCAAAGUGGAAACUGUGUCGGCCUCCGCAGUACAUGUCCAGUUCCACAAACCGGUCACAGUGCGAGUCCCACAUCCUCAACACUACAUGGGCGUCCAACAUGAGGGACCCACCAAACUGAGGGUGAUGUCAUGUGAGGAGGGGACAGAAGACUGGGUAGAUGAAACAGAUAACACUGAUAUACGGGCUACAGAGGAAUCUGUGGAGUUUGAAGUCAUCCACUUUACCAGAUGGAUUGUAAUCGUCGUCACAGACAUCUACGAUGACCCAGUGGAGUUAGGACCGAUCCCUCUAACCCUGUGCCGAUGGCUCCAACACCGUGCCGUACAGUUCAUACUGAUGCAGCGAGAGGACGACGCAAACCAGUUUGUGGUAGAAUGCGCUCAAAUCGAAGAUGCAGAAAAGAAACGCGCAGCACUACUUCAAGGGGGUUACAAGGGCCCGGUACCUACGGACACAGUAAACCUUUUCGAAGGACAAAUAGUUGAAGUAAGCUUGAUGGGAAACGUGUCGAUCCCAGCAUUUGGCGUAGGAAGCAGCACGAAACAGCAAAUCACCUUCCACAGUCAGAAAAGCAACCGACUCCACAUGCAGGUCAUGGCUUUGGAGGCGAAGGGCCAACACGGUCUAGAUGGUAAAGGAAGCGCUGCGUUCUUUGCACUACCACGCGUCGAAGUCGGAAAGCAAAAAAGAAGGGCAGCUUUCCUACGAAAGAGGCACGAAAAACUCGCGCAUUCACCCGGCAAAAAGCUUCAGGACCCAACAUUACUGUGUCAGCUCCCUAUCCAUGUGCCAUUUGAGACUCAGAGAGAGAGGCCAAGGGAAGCUGAAGGCGAUUUGGAAGGUAUUGAGAAGUACUUCCAUUUCACCAAGGAGGAAGUAAGCACAGACUGGGUGGAUGUGGCCUUCCACCUUCGGGCCAAAUGGUCUACCAUUGUAAACAUUGCUGGCAGAAACCGCGACGACAAGUCCCGCUGUAUGGACAUGCUGCAGGAAUGGAAGAAGAAGAGGGGAGACGCCGCUACCAUAGAGGUCCUGAUGGAGGCUCUGUCAGAGGCAGGGCUGCAGAGCGUCGUGGAUGGUUUGAAGAACAAAUUCCCCGAUAUCGUAACGAAGGAACCAUGAGUUGCGGUGACAUCCGAGGGUAACGUCAGUGAAACCUACAAGAUCUGACAACAGCCACGCUAUGAAGUUUUUUGAGGUUUAUUGAGGAAAAAACUUUUCUUUAGCUGCCCACCUAAGGGUGGCAGCUAUUCUUCCAGGGGAGGGUAUACGAAACAUAACACUACAUCAACAUACAAUUACAUAUACAUUUACAUU
Messenger RNA from Branchiostoma belcheri (Belcher's lancelet), 2039 nucleotides. RefSeq names its product p53-induced death domain-containing protein 1-like. Gene Ontology annotation, biological process: positive regulation of extrinsic apoptotic signaling pathway; TRAIL-activated apoptotic signaling pathway. The transcript has 8 exons. The record is from RefSeq and is a predicted model, not a curated record. NCBI's taxonomy places the organism in Eukaryota, Metazoa, Chordata, Leptocardii, Amphioxiformes, Branchiostomatidae. Gene Ontology annotation, molecular function: caspase binding; death receptor binding. Gene Ontology annotation, cellular component: cytoplasm; CD95 death-inducing signaling complex. Bases 132 to 1844 code for a protein of 570 amino acids.